This is a messenger RNA of Guillardia theta CCMP2712, 804 nucleotides long. RefSeq lists its product as hypothetical. The transcript is spliced from 4 exons. The record is from RefSeq and is a predicted model, not a curated record. Bases 1 to 804 code for a protein of 267 amino acids. Gene Ontology annotation, cellular component: cytoplasm. Gene Ontology annotation, biological process: rRNA base methylation. Gene Ontology annotation, molecular function: rRNA (uridine-N3-)-methyltransferase activity. Lineage: Eukaryota; Cryptophyceae; Pyrenomonadales; Geminigeraceae.
AUGUCGGUUCUCCUGGUCGGCGACGGGAACUUCUCCUUCUCUCGCUCUCUGUGCUCCAGCCCACCAUGUCCACGGAUUACGUCGUUGAUCGCAACUUCCUAUGAUAACAAAACUUCUUUGAUCAAGAAGUAUGGCGAGGGCGCGCAGAGGAACAUUGAUGAGAUUGUGUCAAGUGGAUGGAUAGUCAAGCACGAUGUGGACGCGAGAAGGCUUGAGAAGUACUUUUCGAAAGACACGAGGUUUGACUACAUCUACUUCAUGCACCCACUUGUCGAUCCAGAUGACCGAGUUCGGAUGGUCUUCGAUGGGAAGAUUAACAACGGCGAAGACAUCAUCAUUGCCAACAGAUUGCUCAUUGCCGACUUUCUUCGAUCUGCGAAGGAUUUCCUGACCCUGCCUCAUGGUGAGAUCAGAGUAGCUUGCAAAGACACCUACCCCUACACGUGGUGGCGAGUCUCUCAGCUUGGAAAGCUUGCGAGGCCCCUGAAGCUGAAGAAAGUCGAGCUGUUUCGCAAUGAUGACUUUCCUGGAUAUGAGCCGAGGACGGUGGAGAUGGACAAGAGUUUCCCUUCUGCCAAGUCGAAGAUGUAUAGUUUUGGGGUGCUGAAUGACGAAGGGAAUGUUGAGUUUGAAGAGCAAUGGUACGGAGAGAAAGAGCUGAAACUUCAGAUUGUCUGCUCCAUCUGUGAGAAGCAAUUCACGAGUGAAGCGGAUAAGGCAAGACACCUCAAGACCGAGAAACAUAACAUACGGGCGAAGCUCGAGGAGAAAUGGGCCAAGACUGUGGAGGAGAUUUACCAGUGA